Molecule: messenger RNA, 2539 nt
Organism: Fukomys damarensis (Damara mole-rat)
Lineage: Eukaryota; Metazoa; Chordata; Mammalia; Rodentia; Bathyergidae
Gene: Fam151b
Product: family with sequence similarity 151 member B
Exons: 5
Coding region: 16-846 (276 amino acids)
Source: RefSeq, a predicted model, not a curated record
ACAAUAGCCUUUUUCAUGUGGAUUCCGUUCUUUACUGCAGGAUGCUGGAGUGAAAACAUCCUGGACUAUUUUCUGAGAAAUCGCCAGAUCACAAGGGGAGACGGCGCCGAGAUCACCUGGUACCACGGUGCCAACCACAGGGCACAGCUGGAGGAAGCGCUGAGCAGCGCUGCCCACAUGGUGGAGGCCGACGUGUUGCUUGCCAGCGUGGGCGCGGAAUGUGGCCAGCCCGUCAUGGCGCACCCGCCGGACACGCACAGCGACACCACGCUGCAGGCCUGGCUGGCCGAGCUCCAGCGCAGCGACAAAGGCAUCAAGCUGGACUUCAAGAGCCUGGCAGCGGUGGAGCCCGCCAUGGUCCUCCUGGACGCGGUGAGAGGUCACUGGCAGCGUCCCGUGUGGAUUAACGCUGAUGUUCUCCCUGGUCCGAGUGGAAGCAGCAGCGUCGUGGAUGCAAAGCCCUUUAUAGACACUGUGACAUCCUUCUUUCCAGCAGUGACGCUGUCCCUGGGCUGGACGACGGGAUGGCAUCCCGAGAAUGCCAAUGAAGGGUACAGUUGGGCGAUGGUGAGAGAGAUGGAAUUCAUAUGUGAUGGCCUGAGUCAGCCUGUGACCUUCCCUGUCCGGGCGGCAUUGGUCAGACAGUCCUGUCCCCAGUUACUCUGGCUGCUAAAGAGGUCAGACAGGUACAGCCUGACCAUUUGGACUGGAAAGGGUGAUAACUAUUCCACUGAAGAUUUACUUUACAUUAGAGACCAUUUUGAUAAAAAGCAAGUUUUUUAUGACAUUUCGGAACCACAAAACCGUGAAUUUAAACAAGCCAUCGGAAUCACCGUUAAUCUCUAAGAAGAUUGUUGUAAUUACUGCUUGCUUUGGUUUCAUAUCCUUCUCUGCUUUGGCCUGAAUUAAUUGCCGUAUUGAUUGUGAUCACUGGUUUAUGCUUUGUGCACUGAGGAGAUGCUCACCGCCUGCUUCCUGUUGGAUACCGGCCCUCCUGGGCCUGGCCGUGUUUGGAAGGAGGACCAGAGAAGAAGGGCUGGCGAGGCAGAGUCAGGACAACUCAGAGGAGCCAUCUCCUCAGGGAAUCUGUGUCCUUUGUCCUGCCCGGCAUGGCCUGAACAAGGCUUCUCUGCUUUAUAAGGACAGGAACUACCAGGGAAUGUCCGAGGUAUGAAGUUUACUUUUGUUCACCCGCCACUUUUCUCCCAGGGAAUAAAUUGGUUUUAUGUAGAGAAAAGAGCUUCGGUUCUGAACUCAGACACUUUCUAUACAGCUGUGCCUCGCCUUGGACUUGGGGACGUCUUCUGCCCCGUCAGCUAAGGCUCACUUAUUCAGCAGGGGGUGUGAGAACUGGCUGGCGCAGUGGCUGUGAGGCCUGCAUCAGUGGUGACCUCAGUUGUGAACUCUCGUGUCAUGUGAUCCAUCACCUGACCGGUCGAUCCUCUUGUCGUGAGCACUGCGAUCCCCAGUGGGACAGACAGACGAGGGGAGCCUCACUUCCCACUUGAAAAUUCAUCUGGAGUGGAGUGCAGAGCGCUUUGCUGAACAACACCUAAAACUUUUCUGUGGUUGUUUGCCAAAGGCCAAAGGGCAAUUUUAUUAAAAAAAAAAAAAUUCUUAACUGCCAUAAAAAUAAUUUAGAACUAUAGUAAAAACACUUUUAAGUUUUUUACAGUGACCAUACCUUGCUUUCAUAAAAUGACUUCAAUUAAUAAAUGAUAAGUGAAUUACGUUUUAAUAAAAUUUUAAAUAAAGUUUGUCCAGAAGAAAUUACUCUUAAUUAGUCUACUCUUGAUGAUAUUCAUAUUUUUUUGUUUUGUUUUGAGGCAGGGUCUCACUGUGUAGUUCAUGCUGGCCUCGAACUCUCAGCAAUUCUCCUGCCUCAGCUUCCCAGGUGCUGGGAUUACAGCUGUGCGCUACCAUGUCUAUAAGCUUAUAAUCAGGAGAAAAAAGCUCAAGUGUGCCCAUAAAAAGAUUUUAACAGGAAUGUUCUUAGCAGCUGUAUUCUUCCCUGAAAACUAGAAGCAACCGAAUUUCCAUCAGCAACAAGAAAAUCGCUAAAUAACGGUAGAACCGUACAGUGCACUUACCAUCCAGCGCUAAGUGUUGCACUACCGAGACUGAGCAGCGAGGUGAGUGUUAAAGGUGCUGUGCAGAAGAGCAGCUCCGGAGUCCGAAGUGUGAGGCCCCACGUGUGAGCUCAGCGAGAGCCCAAAGGGUCCGUGGCCCGAGAAGUCUGAGGGCCUGCAGAGGGCUGGGCACGCCGCGGCCUGGGACAGGGCUGUGGCACUGUUUCUGGAUGAACACUCUCCAUCUUAUUCUCAGCCUGGUGAUUUUGACACGUGGGUAGGCAAAAGAAAACAUCAGGCUUACAUUUCACUGUGUAAGUAGACACACCAGUUUUCUAUGAUGUUUUAAAGACUGGUGCAUCAAAAUAUAGGCUACUAUGGAAAGAGCUAAAAUGUGUCAUUACACACUAUAAAAAAGCAUUAUGAGCCAGGUGUGGCUCAUGCCUAUAAUCCCAGCACUGGGGAAGCUG